Messenger RNA from Aspergillus tanneri, 879 nucleotides. RefSeq lists its product as uncharacterized. The record is from RefSeq and is a predicted model, not a curated record. The transcript has 3 exons. NCBI's taxonomy places the organism in Eukaryota, Fungi, Ascomycota, Eurotiomycetes, Eurotiales, Aspergillaceae. The coding region runs from base 1 to 879 and encodes 292 amino acids.
AUGGCUGCGACUCUUCCUAUCGAGCUCAUUCGUCCUCCUCAGAACAGACGCGAAGACCUAUCUAGCUGCACAACAAUCCUGUCACUCCUGGCGUGGUACAUCCUAGACUCCCUCCUACAUCAGAUGGGGUACCUACUUCAUGCAAGCUGCCCGCCUAAACCGGCUCGUGUCUCGUCACCACGUCCACAAAAUCACCAGCCAGGCGGUUCUUACCAGAGACGUGCACACCUAACCACGGUAAAUCCUCGCAUGACAGCCAUGCACAUGUCGCCCCGAAGGGCUCCCAAGUCUUCGUAUACAGAAACAAUAAGCCCCCAGCGGGAUACACGGAUCAUCCACCGCGCAAAUUCGAAGGACUGCAGGCUUCAUGACCGUCAACCGACGACACUUAACACAUCGCAUCGCUGUCUCCUCGCAGGGCCACCUCGUCACCGUGGCGCUGGCCGAGUCAUCCAAAUCUACGGACUACAAGGCGCCUACGAGGACAACAAUCUUACCUCUCCGGCCGAGCACGUCCUCGGUCAGAGAAGUAAAUGUCUAGGACUCGCCCGCGCGCCCAGGACCGAGUACGAAGACGCCGACGGAGUCGUGGACGCUCUGGAAUUCACCGACAAUGGCACUCUCCUCCGAAUCACCAUCGGCAAGGGAUCCACCAUCCAUCGUCCGACUCGCGUGCGAUACCUAGACAAUCCGGACCUGGCUCCUCAUCCCCCGGAUCUCACCAACUGGCGUGCCGCUCAACUAUCAAUAUCUAGAUUCUGCCGCUCUGGCAGCCUCAUAUACCGAAGCCGCCACACGCAACCACGCCUGCAACUUCCGAGGACUCCGACUUCUCCCCCGCUCGGUGCGCAUGAUUCCCCAGAGCGAUUACUCCUCUAA